AUGCCCAUAAUGAUCGACGCUGUUCGCGAAAUCUUUGGAGAAGAUGCUGCUGUAAAGACCUCGAAAAUGCCUCAUUUGAACAAUAUAGUUCAUCCAAGAAUUGAGGAGACGUCAAUUGACGUGAAGAAGCAGUUAAAAUUGUCCGUGGGUAAAAGUCCCUUUUUCUAUGUGCAAUUUGAUGAAUCAGUUGAUGUCUCCGGUGCUGCUCAGCUUCUCUGCUACAUCAAGUACGAAGGAGAGGAAGAGAUCGAGGAGAGAAUGCUGUUCUUUUUGGCGCUACCGGGAAGAACUACAGGAGAGUGUCUUUUCCUGGCGAUGAUCGACAAAGUUCAUUUUUUUGAAUUCGAGUGGAACAAAUGUGUUGCCAUUUGCACAGACGGAGCUGCUGCGAUGACUGGGAAACAUGUAGGGUUUGUAAAACGUAUUUUAGAAUUAGCACCAAAUGCGAAAUGGAUACAUUCCAUGAAUCACAGAUAUGCACUGGCUGUGAAACCUCUACCCGGGGAUUUAAUGUCUGUGAUGGAGGUAUGUGUCAGUAUCGUUAAUUACAUAAAAACUUCAUCUUUAAAGACUCGUAUAUUCAAAGAACUAUGCUCCGAAUUGUGA
Belonocnema kinseyi is the source of this 606-nucleotide messenger RNA. Its product is annotated as SCAN domain-containing protein 3-like. The coding region runs from base 1 to 606 and encodes 201 amino acids. The transcript has a single exon. Lineage: Eukaryota; Metazoa; Arthropoda; Insecta; Hymenoptera; Cynipidae. The record is from RefSeq and is a predicted model, not a curated record.